Messenger RNA from Anopheles nili, 2451 nucleotides. It is a transcript of the gene Vps51, whose product is annotated as vacuolar protein sorting-associated protein 51 homolog. The record is from RefSeq and is a predicted model, not a curated record. The transcript has 3 exons. Gene Ontology annotation, cellular component: membrane; GARP complex; EARP complex. NCBI's taxonomy places the organism in Eukaryota, Metazoa, Arthropoda, Insecta, Diptera, Culicidae. The coding region runs from base 1 to 2298 and encodes 765 amino acids. Gene Ontology annotation, biological process: Golgi organization; Golgi vesicle transport; endocytic recycling.
AUGGGGGACAAAUCGGGAAAUCCAUACGACAUGGACGGAUCGUCUUUCGAUGCUGAUCGGUAUCUGCAGAAGCUGCUAAAGGAAUGUUCGCUCAAACAAAUCAUGGACACCGAGUCGACGAUUGUGCGCCAAACGCAAACCCUACACAGUGACAUGCAGACGCUUGUGUACGAAAACUACAACAAGUUCAUCUCAGCCACCGAUACCAUCCGUAAGAUGAAGACCGACUUCAAGUCGAUGGAAACUGAGAUGAAUCUCUUGAUGGCCAACAUGCAGUCGAUAACGGACUUUAGCGAACGGAUCACGGACACGCUGCAGGAAACGCGCUCGCAAUUGACCCGCUUGUCCGGUAAGCACCAGUUGCUGAAGAAGCUGCAGUUUCUUUCCUCGCUACCGGCAAAGCUUAAGACGCUGAUCGAAGAGGAGAACUAUCAGCAGGCCGUGCAGGAGUAUUCUCACGCACAGAAGGUACUACAGCAGUACGGCCAGCAGCCAUCAUUCCAGGGUAUUCAGGAGGAUUGCAUCAAGAUACUUGAUGAGCUAAAGGAGCGACUCAAGGGUGAGUUCCGGCAGACGGGCAAAUCCGCCCAAUCGCUGACGGAAAUCGGCGAGUUGCUGCUCCAGCUCGGUGAACGGCCGUCUUCGCUGGCAAAAGAGAUGCUCGAAUGCGCCUCUAAGCGGCUGCACGAACAGAUCGUCGUCCUGCAGGAUCAAACCGAUCGCGACAUGAUCGAGUUCAUCGAUCUCGGCAUCGAGGGCUUCCUGAAGGAUCUUACGCUGGUGAUCAGCUCGUACAACGACAUGUUCCUUACGAGGCACCUCGAACAGGAGGCGGACAAUUUUGAGCAGGUGGCACGGCUCGACCUGAACGAGUUCGUCAACCGAAAUGUGGACGAGUACCUAGGCCUGGUGCAGGAUCGAGCCGAGCUGGAGAUUGGCCACGGAGACUCGCAGAUUAUCCUCCGUGGGUUGGAUCGCCUGCACCGCCGCAUGACGGCAAUGAAAUCGCUCUGCCGUGCGGUCGACAUGAGCAAAUCGGGUAUCGACAUUAUCGUCAACGCCGCCCAACAACUCUGCCAGACGCACAUGCGCUCGUUGAAGGAUCAUUUCGCGGACCGUCUUAGUUCGGUACGGUUGGCACUUGUUUCGUCCAACACAGCCUCCACCGGUAGCGCUUCCGCUUCGUCCUCGCAAUCGGCAGCGGGUGGUGGACAGAGCAGUGCCAGCGGAACCCCAGGCAGUGGUCCGGGAGGACUUCGAGAGCUCAUAUCGAACCUGUACAUCUCCACCAUCGAAAAGGUGAAAGGUCUGAUGCAGGAUCUACUGAUCUUCUUGCAGCCGGAGUGGUCCUUCAACCUGAAGGGAGACCCGAAAGGUAUCCAAUGCAUCGAAGGUAUCCGGGAGAACCUACUGGUUGCGUUUCUACACCACUUCUGCUCGACAGUGAAUGGAUACGGAAAUGUCAGCUCCACCGCACCUCCAACGCUGCUGCUCGUGCUUUCGAAGGUGUGCCUCGAGAUGGACCGUGCUGGUGUUCACGCGCUAACCUCACUCGUGGACGAGCUGUACAGUCUGGAUGCAGAGCGUAGUGCAUCGCUCGUGCACGAGUCAGAGCUCUGUACGGAGAUGCGUGAUUCCGCCCAGUUGCUGCUCGAUUCGUACGUACGCGUACAGGGUCUUCAUCUUUCGCAGAUGCUACGGAAAAGCGUGGAAACACGUGACUGGCUCAACUGCCUCGAACCGCGAUCGGUACGAGCGGUCAUGAAGCGCGUUGUGGAAGAGAUUUCAUCCAUCGAGCUCGUGCUUGGCGAGCUGUACGAUAGUAGUGCGAUCACGCACGGUGGCUCACGUACCACUGCCAGCAGUGAUUCCAGCCGCAAGACCCACUUCAGCAUGGCUGCCUCGAAGCAAUCACAAUUCCGGUCGACUUGGUCGACCUAUACGCCCCAAUCGCAGCUAGAUAGCAGCUUCGUAUCGAACAUCCAGCGGUUGUUCUCGGAGAAGAUCGAAAUAUUUGCACCAGUCGAAUUCUCGAAGGUUUCCAUCAUCACGGGUGUUAUUAAGAUCUGUCUCAAAACGCUGCUGGAAUGCGUACGACUGCGCACGUUCAGUCGGUACGGUCUGCAACAAAUUCAGGUGGACGCACACUACCUGCAGAUGAAUCUGUGGCGCUUUGUUAGUGAUGAAAACUUAAUCCACGUGCUCCUCGACGAAAUCCUCGGAUCGGCCGUGCUUCGCUGCCUCGAACCCAUCCUCAUGGAACCCAACGCGGUGGAAAUUAUCUGUGAACGAAACUAGCCAGUAGCGGACUAGCAGCUUUCAAUUACCCAUGCGACGAGCAUCCGAAACCAUUUACAUGCAUGCGCAAGUCAUAACCAAUAAAAGACUCGCGAAUGGUAUUAUAUUUAUGGAAAAUAAAAUGGCUAAAUUGUACUUAAUGCUAGUACAGCC